Molecule: messenger RNA, 143 nt
Organism: Dentiscutata erythropus
Lineage: Eukaryota; Fungi; Glomeromycota; Glomeromycetes; Diversisporales; Gigasporaceae
Source: the annotation of a GenBank genome assembly
UUUCAUGAAAAACUAGAAGUUUUAUUAGCUAAGCUUGAAGAUUAUUGUAUGAAAAAAUAUCCUUAUACUGAAUCAAUUGUCAAGCAAUUUAAAACCAAUAUAUUAGAUUAUUGGAAUUUUACAAAAGGAUAUUCUAAGGAGUU